Messenger RNA from Amphibalanus amphitrite, 2042 nucleotides. RefSeq lists its product as uncharacterized. Gene Ontology annotation, molecular function: RNA-DNA hybrid ribonuclease activity; nucleic acid binding. Lineage: Eukaryota; Metazoa; Arthropoda; Thecostraca; Balanomorpha; Balanidae. The transcript has 2 exons. The record is from RefSeq and is a predicted model, not a curated record. Bases 228 to 1889 code for a protein of 553 amino acids.
UCUUUAUUAAGAACUUUUUAUCGGGUCGUCGGUUCAAAGUCCGAGUUGGCAGUAGUCUUUCGAGCAGUUUUACUCAAGAGAACGGAGUUCCCCAGGGCGGGGUGCUUAGUGUGGCUCUCUUUGCAGUGGCGAUUAAUGACAUCGCUGAUGAUCUGCCGGUCUCGAUCGGUAGAUCGCUCUUCGUGGAUGAUUUUGCCAUUUGGUUUGCCGCUUCAAGCGCUCGGCAUAUGGCCAGACAGCUGCAGCUUGCAGUGACGCGGUUGGAGAGAUGGAGUCGUGACAACGGUCUUCGUUUUACAACAACGAAGACCGUCGCUAUGCACUUUUGCCGCCGCCGCUGCGGCGACCUUCCCUUGGGAAUCCAGCUCUAUGGACAGGUGAUUCCUACUCGUCCGGUGGCGAAGUUUCUUGGGAUCUUUUUUGACAGUCGUUUAACGUAUAAAGAACAUUUUAGAACGCUUCGGGAACGAUGUUUUAAAUCCCUGAACGUUUUAAAAUGUGUCGCCCGCACAUCUUAUGGUGCGGACCGCAGGACCCUUCUUCUUCUAUAUCGAUCUAUUGUACGAUCGAAGCUAGAUUACGCUUCUUUUGUCUACGAUUCAGCGAGUGAAUCUAGCAAGAGGGUCCUGGAUACAGUCCAUCAUGCAGCACUCCGAGUAGCCACCGGAGCAUUCCGCACCUCGCCCAGGAGCAGCAUUCUUGCUGAGGCGCAUGAACCGCCACUUUCACUCCGCCGUCAGAUGUUGGGUAUGCGGUACGCGCUGAAACUGCGCCAAUUUCCUAUGCACCCGACGUACCCAUACGUUUUUUCACGGCAUGCCACCCGAUGUAACGGAAGGUUACGACCCUCGUUCGGAGUGCGCAUGAAAGAACUGUUUUCAAUAGUUGACAUAGCAUUGCGUAACGUUCGUCGUACCUGGGCUGCGCCCCCUCCACCGUGGAAAAGUGUCAGUCCACAGGUGGAUCUUUCGCUUUCUGCAGUUCCAAAUGGCAAGUUGCUGCCUGCAGAGGCACGAGUCCGAGCCUUGGAACACCUUGCCUCUUACGAUGGUUUUAUUCCUGUAUUCACAGACGGCUCUAAAACACCUGAGGGAGCGGGCUGUUCUUUCGUCGCUGGCGACGAUACCCGUUCAUUUUCGUUGCCAUCUUUCGCCUCGGUGUUUUCAUCGGAACUUGUUGCCAUCGAGAAGGCUUUGUGUUUUAUUGAGGUAUCGGACGGACCUUUUUACUUGAUUUUAUCGGACUCCCUAAGCAGCCUGUUGGCCCUACGGAGUUUUAAUCCAGCCGACCCGAUCGUUCAAGACAUUUUAGCUCGGCUUCAGUCAGUAGAACAAUCGGGUAAAUCUGUUCAGUUCUGCUGGAUUCCCAGUCACGUUGGCGUUCAUGGCAAUGAGCUGGCAGACGCGGCUGCAAGGCGUGCUGCUGCAGCACCCUGCACUCGUCGGUUGCCAUUGCCGGCGCGUGAUUUUUACCCUGCUGUACGAUCUUUUAUUCUAACGGAGUGGCAGGCAGAGUGGCGCCUGCGUGGAGGCAGGAAGCUCCGAGAGGUGAAGCCGACUCUGGAGCAUUGGAGGUCUUGCUCGCAAGACAACAGGUCAAACGAAGUGAUUUUAUGCAGGCUCCGCAUCGGUCAUACGUAUGCGACGCAUGGCCACCUUCUCCGCGGAGAUGAGCAGCCCGUUUGCGGCGGGUGCGCCGUGCCUCUCACCGUCGCCCACGUGCUUUUAUCUUGUCCACUUUUAGAACCAGACCGGACGCGCUACCUCGGCCGCAUCGUUCCGGGUACCACUGUCCGCCGCCUGCUGGGUGACGAGUCACCCUGGGUUUUAUCUGGCAACAUCUUUUCCUUUAUCCGUGCAGUCAAAUUCCAAGCGAUUUACUCGACCUGACCCAAAUCCUCUCUAGUCUCCUUGUCUAGUCAGUUGUCUGUUACGACGCUUUUGCGUUGUUUUAUUUUACCCUGUCUUUUUUUUAUAAAGUCUUUUACUUUCUAGUCUUGAUAUCUAGAAAGUUUCUUCUUUUGAAACACUUGUUUUACUAGC